Messenger RNA from Phascolarctos cinereus (koala), 1555 nucleotides. NCBI's taxonomy places the organism in Eukaryota, Metazoa, Chordata, Mammalia, Diprotodontia, Phascolarctidae. The record is from RefSeq and is a predicted model, not a curated record.
AUGCGCCAGCUUAGCCAAUCCAGCGGGGACGGUCUGUUAAUAUGUCACUUCCGCAUCUUCGCGGGGCUCUCCCUGUCGUACGGGGCGCGCUUUCGGAACCGUCUCAACUGCGCUCCGAAUUCGGCCUCCUCCUCCGCCGCCGCCGCUGCCAGGGCCCGAGCUCCGCUCCCCCCGGAAGGGAGUUCCACACCAUGCCUUCAUGCACUUGUCCCAGUCACCUGUGAUGUCCCCCAUGCCUGGAACCCACGCCGCAUCUCGGCUUUUCAAGACCUUUUUCUCCUUUCAAGGCCCAGCUCAGCAGCUCUGCCUUCUGACAGCCUGAUCCUUAAUGAAAAGGAAAGCAUGGCCCCUGUACUCCUGACUGCCAGGCCCCCCCAGGAGUCAGUGACAUUCAAGGAUAUUGCUGUGGAAUUCACCCGGACAGAGUGGCGGCACCUAACCUCUUGUCAGAAGGAGCUGUACAGAGAUGUGAUGUUAGAAAACUAUGGAAAUCUGGUCUGCCUGGGACUUGCAGUUUCCAAGCCAGAUGUCAUCUCCCAGUUGGAGCGAAGGGAGGCACCCUGGACACCAGGAGGAAUCCAGAGAAGUAGUUGUCCAGCUUUCCUCAGCAACUUCAGUGCAUUCAGAGGAUUAACAGUAUUGACAGAACCAAGAGAAUGUUGUUCAAAGAAUAGCUGUGCAAGACUAAGUUAUUCUGAGGAUUAUAAAUACUCACACCAGCUACGAAGGACUGAUGAAGGAAAAUGCCGUCCACCUCCAGAGAAAGAACUGAUAAAUAGAAGUGUGCAUAAUUGGGAGGCUACUCCAGAAACCGAGAAGUCACUUCUGAAGCUGGGCAUUUCAGUAAAAGAUUUAUUGCAGGAAAGAGGCACAAAAAAGAAUCACUGUUUUUCUAGAUUAAAAAAAUCCUGGGAUUGUGAUGCCACAUUAGAGAGGCAUCAGAGCAAUGAAGGAAAACUUUCUCAAAAAGAAAAAAUUACCAAAAAGAAACCUACAAAUAAAUCUAGAAGCCACAAAUAUAAUAAAUGUUAUAGAACCUUCACUCGAGGGCACAUUUUUUGGGCACAACAAAUACCUCUAAAAACAAAUCUUUGUAAACAUCAGGCCGAAAAAAAGGGCAUGAAACAAUCUAAAAAAUUAAGAAAAUGUAAGAAAACAUAUUCAGAGAAGGUAUUUUCCAAGUAUAAUGAAUUUGGGAGAUGCUUUAAUUUGUACUUUACUGAAAACCUCAGGCUACAAAAUGGAGAAAAAUGGUAUCAUUGUAAUGAAUGCAAUAAAGCCUUCAGCCAAAGGGUCAGUCUUAUUCAACAUCAUAGAAUACAUACUGGAGAGAAACCUUAUCAAUGUGAUGUAUGUGGGAAGACUUUCCGACAGAGCACUGGACUUACUCAACACCAGACAAUUCAUACAGGAGAGAAAUAUUAUGAAUGUAAUGAGUGUAAAAAAGCCUUUCGCCUGAGAUCACAACUUAUUCAGCAUUAUAGAAUCUAUGAAUGUGAAGAAACCACAAACUUACAUGCAAGAAACAUAAUAUUAGGAUUUUAUUAUAGAAUGG